This is a messenger RNA of Paramecium pentaurelia, 2583 nucleotides long. The record is from the annotation of a GenBank genome assembly. NCBI's taxonomy places the organism in Eukaryota, Ciliophora, Oligohymenophorea, Peniculida, Parameciidae.
AUGCAGAACUAACUUAGGUCUAUACGAAGAUGCAAAUCAAUGAAAAAUGUAAAUCAAGAAUCUAUGAUUGAUUCAAUUAACACACCUAGAGAUUAUGAUGUCUCUCUAUUUAAUUUUGUUGAAAUAAAAAGGUUUUGCGAUAUAUUGUAAAUAUAAAGAUAAAAGGAUAAAGCAUUGAAAUAAUAAUAAAAACGAGAACAUCUUAGGAACCUAUUAGCCAAGAAAUUUAGACUGAUUUAUAAUGUAAUGCGGUUACUACAUCAUCAUGAAAGAGUAAUUUUAGAAAGACAUGAUGAAGGACAAAAGAAGAAAUCUGUUCUUCUUAUAUUUCCAGUAAACUUUGAAUUCAACUAGGGUGAUACAUCUAGAAGAUUUUGGGAUAUCAUAUUAUUUAUAACAUAUAUCUAAACAGCUAUAUAUUUACCAUUAAGAAUAGCAUUUAUGGAUAAAGGAUCAUAAGGAGUGUAUGAAUUAGAUCUAAUAAACGAUAUAAUCUAUUGUAUUGAGUAUCUAUCAAUUUAUAUAGUUACAGACAUACUUUGUAUUAUGAGAUCUUGUUACUAUAAUAGAUAAAAUGUAUUAGUCCAAAAUUAAUGGUUUAUAUUUUUGAAUUACUUGAAGGGUUGGUUGAUUCCUGAUAUCAUUACACUUAUCCCCUUCGAUUCAAUUUAUCAGUAAUAACUUAUAAAAUUGUUAGUUUUCAUGUUUAAUAUCAUAAAUUUCCUAGAUUUUUAAGAGUAUUUCGUAUCAAUCGUAUAUUUAAAGUAUCAACAUUUCAUUAAAACAAAUAGUAAUUAUUUUAUAUUUAUAGUUUUUGUUUUUAGUAAUUGGGAAAAUGUUUUUAAUAUAUUUAACUCUUAUUAGUUAAACAUCUUUAGGAUUAUAGUAAAAUUCAUUUAUGGAUUACAUCUAUUUUCUUGUCUUUGGUAUCUAGCAUCAAAUAUAAAUGAUGUAUAAUACUAAGAGGAUUAAGAUUACUAAGGAUUAAUUAAUUCAAAUUCAGAAUACAUUAAUUGUUUAUUUUGGGCUCUACAAACCUUUUCAACUAUAGGUUAUGGAAAUGAUGCUGCUAAAAAUUAUUCAUAAUAUAUAGUAGCUAUAUUAUGGAUGUUUUUGGGUGCAUCAUUUUAUUGUGUGAUAUUAUUAAAUCUAUCAGAAUGGUUAAAGAAACUUAAUUCAGAAUCAGUAUAUGUAGAAAUGCAAAAUACUUUGAAAUUAUUUUUCAAAAAAAUUGAAGUCAUAAAAGAAGUUCAAACUAAAAUAUAAUUGUAUUUAUCAUUAAACAUUAAAUAAAAUUAAGCAUGGUCAUUAAGUUUAUAAGAAUGGUUUCAAAAUUUACCAAUAAUUAGAUAAAAAGAAAUUACUCUUUAUGUUUCAUAUAUUGAAAUGAUGUAGAUUCAUUUUUUUCGGUUAAAUCUUAAUUUUUCUGUAUCUAUUUUACCGAAGAUGAUGUUAAUGAAAACUUAAUAAAAUUGUAAAAUAUGGAUUAAAGAUGAGGUAGUAAAUGAAAUUUAUUUUCUAAUUAGAGGUAAAUUAUAAUAUAGAACUUAAUUUGGAAAAAUACUUUUACAAAUAGAUGAAGGAUCAGUUUUUGGAGAACAAGAGUAUUUUAAAAAACUUAAAUUAUCAAAAUAACACACUAGAAAAAACUAUGCUGUUGCAAUUGAAUUAUGUGAAUAUAUUAUAUUAAAUGGAGACUAUUUCUUUUAAUAAAUUAGCUCAUUCCCAGCAUUACGUUAGUAUUUAGGAAUCAUUGCUCAUAAUAGAGAAUAAAGAAUGAAAGCUCAAAUUAUUUAUAAUAGAUUUGAAAGAGAAAGGGAAAUUAUUAAUACUUUAAAACUUGAAAAGAUUAAAGAAACAUGUAAUAUUGAUGUAACAAGAUAUAAAGGAAUGAUUAAACCAUUAAAAUCUAUUAUUUAUGAUACUUAGCAAUCAAGAACUUAGUAAGUACUUGAAUAACUAAUUCAUAAUAGAAGGAAUAAAAUUGAUAAAUUAAUGUAGUAAUUUAAAAAAGUUGUUUAGAUGAUCAUUUUUGCAAAUAAAUUAAUUGAAAAACAAUAAUUACAUGUUACUAAAGUACAUCCACUUAUGAUUUUUCAAUAAUAAUAAACAUAAACAACUUUGAAAACAUAAUCAAAUGAAUCCAGAAUAUUUGUAUAAAAAUAAUAAUAAUCAAUUAAUAAAACUUAUUAAAAUCAAAAUUUAAAAAAUGAAAAAAAAAUAGUUAUUUAAAUGAAAUAAUUUACUAAUGCAAGUUACAGAAGACGUAAAUAAUAAAUUAGUAAUAAAAUAUGGAUUCACAAUUAAAGUAAAAAGUAUGUCUUAUAAUAAAUGUUCAGAGUCAAAUGUUCAAGAUAAUAAAUUGAAAAAACUUAUAGCUUUUAAGAUUAUGCUAUUUAAGUUGAUGAUUAUUCACAUUAUGAAAGAUAAUUGAAAAUUUUCAGAAAUAAUUUUUAGGAUCUUAAAAGCAUGAAAAAAUAAAUCAAACAAUAUAAAGAACUAUUGAAAAAUUAAAUAAGAGACUUAGAAAAUGAACUACUUAAUGUAUGUACUUAAAUUGAAAAACUAGAAUUAAAAGAAUGA